AUGACGACCGCAUCAUCCACCGUGUUCCAGGAUGUGUUUACAACAAACACUGAGCCUGAGCCACCACAGCGCAAUCGAAAGGCUGAAAUAACCGCCGCACCUGAACCAGAUAAAGGCAGUUUGGGCUCGGCAGCAGAAUGUUCUGCCGCUGUGAAUAACGGACGUGAUUCUGACUCUUCCGACGAGGAUGAGGUUGAUCCAAUUCUGAAGAAAGAGUUCUAUCGCCAACUUCACGAGUCCAAUGGAUUCGAUGUUGACAGAGUUAUUCCAAACAAUUCACUCUCUAUGACCAUAUGUGACAACAAACCAGGUUUGUAUCAUGACAUGAUUGUCGUUUAUGCUAGAGUGGGACUCCAUUGGUACAAUUUUCACAAGAUACAAAAAUACAAAAUCUCAUAUGGGCUUGGCUCAAACUUGCAGUUGUCGAGGGUAGACAAGUUUAUUUCAAUAAUGUGUGGAAUCUUCGAGUACUCCAUAACCUUGGAGGCGAAAGAUCCAGCCAACAGUUCCUGUUUAACUUUCCAGACCCGUGUUUUAAGAGCUGGGUGUAUAAAUGGCGAACACCUGAGAAUUCAGACCGUGGGUUGUAGAAUAAAACCACAAACUCAAGGUACUGGAGACAAAAUACAUAGAUGGGAGUACAAUGAUGGAAUUGGUGAAGUUUACAAAGAUAAUCUACCUAAGUGGAUUUCGGAUGAUGCACUGGUGCCAUCCAGUGAUCAGCACCAUCAGUUUUAUCAAAAAAUCGACUAUGACGACCGCAUCAUCCACCGUGUUCCAGAUAAAGGCAGUUUGGCCUCGGCAGCAGAAUGUUCUGCCGCUGUGAAUAACGGACGUGAUUCUGAUUCCUCCGACGAAGAUGAGGUUGAUCCAGUUCUGAAGAAAGAGUUGUAUCGCAAAUUUCAUGAGUCCGAUGGAUUCGACGUUGACAUAACUAUUCCAAACACCAAAAUCUCUGUGACCAAAUGUGACAACAACAAACCAGGUCACUACCCUGAGAUGAUUGACAUUUAUGCUAGAGUGGGACUCCAUUGGUACAAUUUUCACAAGGGCUCAAACUUCCACUUGUCGAGGGUAGACAAGUAUGUUGAAGCAAUGUGGGGAAUUUUCGAGAACGAGUACUACAUAACCUUGGAAGCCAUAGAUCCAGCCAACAAUUCCUGUUUCACUUUCCAGGCCUCUGUUACAAGAACUUUGUACUGUAUAAAUGGCGAACCCCUGAGAAUUCAGACCGUGGGUUGUAGAAUAAAACCACAAACUCAAGGUACUGGAGACCAAAUACAUCGAUGGGAGUACCAUGAUGGAAUUGAUGAAUUUUACAAAGGCAAUCUACCUAAGUGGCUUUCGGAUGAUGCAUUGGUUCCAUCCAGUGAUCAGCACCAUCAGUUUUAUCAAGUGCAAGAUUCGGAUAUUCGAGAAAACGAUUGGCUUUAUAUGUAUGCCGAAUUUGCCAUGUACUCGCAGCGAGAAGGAGACAUGACGUUGUUAGUCUUGGCUGCCUCUGGAGAUCAAGAAGGUCGUUGUACAGACUUAUGA
Thlaspi arvense is the source of this 1536-nucleotide messenger RNA. NCBI's taxonomy places the organism in Eukaryota, Viridiplantae, Streptophyta, Magnoliopsida, Brassicales, Brassicaceae. The record is from the annotation of a GenBank genome assembly.